AUGUUUUUUACUGUGGCAAUGGUGGCCCUUCCGUUGGUGGUUUUUUUCAUGUGCCAAUAUUUGUUUGAUAAUUCCAUAGUUAGCGGCGGAUCUGCUGCUGUUGCUGCCAACGCUGUGCUUAUCGCAUACAUUGUUGCUGCUUUCUCUGAAGACACGAGUCAAGAGGCGGUGGAGAGCAAGAAAGAUCAAUAG
This is a messenger RNA of Clavispora lusitaniae ATCC 42720, 192 nucleotides long. RefSeq lists its product as uncharacterized. NCBI's taxonomy places the organism in Eukaryota, Fungi, Ascomycota, Pichiomycetes, Serinales, Metschnikowiaceae. The record is from RefSeq and is a predicted model, not a curated record. Gene Ontology annotation, biological process: vacuolar proton-transporting V-type ATPase complex assembly.